UUUCACCCGAGCGGAUGUUAAUUGGUUUAUAUUGUAUAUGUAAGAUUAAAUUAUUGGGCCGUACACGGCGAGCCUGGAUAUGUAUGUGAUAUAUUGUGCAUGAGUGCAGAUAACUAGCGAGGGAUCACUCAGCCUCAGGCGCUAAGUGAGUCUUCUUUUAAAAUCUUUUACGAACUUUCAUGUAGAGAAGAUAAUUAUAUGUUCAAGUUUAUCAGCAGACAAAGCGUCACUGAUUUGAACUAAGUACGUAGUCUGAGCAACUUCAUAAGAAGCUAAAUUGUAGUCGAAACCUUGAUCAACUGUGCAAUGCCUUAUCUCUGUAGGAAUCCUUGGUGUCUGCUUAUCAUAUAAAUAAUUUUAUUUUAGCACGUCGAUAAAUCGGAUAUAUACACUUCAAUCAAAUAAGUAUCACCACAACAUAGCAGUACAAUAUGGGAGGCGCUCAGUCACAGCACUUUGUGCGGGUGAGCGAUGAUAUGGAUCCGCUGGAGUUCAUGUCUAUGGUCUUCAACAGCGAGGAUCUUGGGACAGCAAAACUAUCUUAUCACGAAGUAUCGGAACCUGAGCACAAUGCCACACUGAUUAUGCACCCCGACAUGGUCUACCAAGCGAGAUGGAAAUACCGAGUCAACUCAAGUCGUAUCACUAUGCUCCGGAUGGUUGUGGCUGUCAAAGACUUCAACGACCCGACGGACAAGCGAGGGGUCUCAGACAUUCCAAAGCCGGUCAAUGGAAAAGUACCGUUUUCUGAGUUUGGAGAUACGGUACUACAUUUUUUGACCGACUUUCCGAUUGGACCGGAGGAGAAACAACCCGUGCCAUACGAUAUUAGUGUUUGGACAAAGUUUGCACCCAAGGCCUAUGGACCAGAAACCCGUGUGGCUGCUUGGUUCUAUUUGUGCGACCAAGCUGAUAACGUGCUGAUCUACUACACGCACGAUCGAGUAGUUAGCGUGACGUACGGCGUCAUCAAUAAGCCUCCCUUCUCCGUACCCCUAAUACAAGCACCCGACAUCACAUCCCGCUCGCGGAAACAUGUGGAGCAUUGUUCUCCAGGUCUUUUCCAUACAGUCUCGUCCAACGCACUUAAUCUCUUUAAAGGU
Sphaeroforma arctica JP610 is the source of this 1103-nucleotide messenger RNA. RefSeq lists its product as hypothetical. Lineage: Eukaryota; Ichthyosporea; Ichthyophonida. The transcript has 7 exons. The annotation marks the transcript as partial. The record is from RefSeq and is a predicted model, not a curated record.